CUAGAAGAAACGGUUCGCACUGUGCGUGUUGCACCAAAUCCGAGAGAAACUCUCUGAUCGUCGCGGAUCAACGAAUCAGUGCCAAUCAAUAAAUAAUCAGUGAUAAGCAAUUCAAUUCAUUGAUGUCAGUUCUUUUAUGAAACAAAGUUCGUUGACUUUUAUGAAACAGUCAUCCGUUUUCGUUUCAAGAGAAUCGAUUGCAACAGAGAUCUUUUCAGAGAAAGAAAGGUAUACCACCAGUUAGACAGUAUCCAAUCAAUUUUUUAAUGCACGUUUCAUACAAACACCGAGAUUGGAAGAAAUGGACGAUCCCUAAAAUAAAUGUUCUAUGAAACUUAAUUUGAGACGCGGUGAGAGAUGCCUAUUGAAAAUCACGACCAGCUGUCAAGCGGCGAAGGCGAAAGAAGAGGUGGUAGUAGCGGAAGUGCUCCAAUGGAGCACAGGGAGCUCUCGAGAGGCGGCCGAGGCGAGCCGGAUCUUCGUAAUCGCGGAACGAUGGCUACAAUGAUUCCGCUUCUACGUACCGGUCAGUUUACGUCUGCUACGCAAAAUCAAAAAAUUGCCAAAACUGAGAAAAAUCGACAGAGAUUGAUUAUGAAGAAUCGCGGCACCGUCACAACGAUUGUUGACCUCGUGAAGAAAGAAAAGAUCGGCAAACAAGAGGAAGAGGUGUUACAAAAUAAUUGGCGAAUGUCGACUGCUAACUGCUCGGCUAUCGCGCAAUACGCCGAGAAAUUCGGUGAUUCACAUCGAGAUGAAAAGAAAAACGCGAAAACCCGCCGGGACAGACCGCGCACAACGGAGGGUCGCGUAUCGUGCGGUUCAUCGUCGACGAUAGAGGCAGCGGCAACGGUAGCGACAGCGGCGGCGGGUAUCGAAGUGAAAGGCGUCGCCAGUGUAUGGAGUACACAGAAAGGAUGGCAGUCGCCAUCACCCCUGUUGUCGCGCAGGUUAGACUCAGGCGCCGCAGCAGCGUCUUUCAACCCCGUCGUUGCUGCCGCCACCUCACAGAGAUGCGCUGUGAAGGGCGCCGUCGCUGUCGAUGCCGCAGCGCCGUCGAGACUGCAGUGUAUUUAUCAGGAUCGUCCUCUUAUCAUUGAGACUAGCAAGGAGGAUGCCAUGGAGCCAGAGACUAAGGAGGAAGACGAACGAUGCUCGAUAACGCCAAGUCCCGAGUUAUGCUUGAGGAGAAGUAAAUAUUACAAUGAGGAUGGUAGCAGCGAGGAAGAAGCUAAACAGAAUAGCACUUCCCUGCCUAGCCAUAGACUACCGUCUUUGUAUCGUGGAACAUGGCCCAUCAGAAGAGACGUAUGGGCUAAUCAGCAAAUUGGCUUUCCGACUCAGCAGAGCACAUCACUUUCUACACAAAAUGAUGUGGCCAGCGUAAUAAGUUUCUCAUCAUCAUCGAAUGCGGGUCUCGAAGACAACUCCACGGAGCUGCAAGGUCAUCGUCGACUAGAUGCCAAGGUGGACGUGGUGUACAAUCUUCUCGGUAUGCUCGAAAAGAAUGGUCGAGAUGAUAUGAGCACGACUUUGCUUUCUAUGAGUACUUCCAUAGAUAGUUGCCUGGUAAUGAGACAGUCAGGCUGCCUACCGCUAUUAGUGCAACUGAUUCACGCACCUGGACAAAAUCCUGACACUCGAAAUAAAGCUAUGCAGGCAUUACACAACGUGGUGCAUGCCAAAAGUGACGAGAGAGCUGGUCGCCGGGAAGCACGAGUGCUUCGAUUCCUCGAGCAAUUGCGUGACUAUUGUCAGAAUCUGAGAAUAUCUUUGGAACAGGAUCAGCUCACGGAUGACCUCGAGAGGGGACACCCUGCGACGACGAUAGCUGCGCUUAUGAAACUAUCUUUCGAUGAAGCUCAUCGCCACGCAAUGUGCCAGCUGGGCGGCCUUCAUGCCGUCGCGGAACUCAUUGAGAUGGACCAUUUGAUUCAUGGUAGCGAAAGCGAUGAUCAAAAUUGCAUCACAUUGCGACGAUAUGCAGGAAUGGCAUUGACCAACUUGACUUUCGGCGAUGGCAAUAAUAAGGCACUGCUCUGUUCCUUCAAGGAAUUUAUGAAGGCGUUAGUUUCGCAAUUGAAAAGUCCCAGCGAUGACCUGAGGCAAGUGACAGCGAGCGUUUUAAGAAAUCUAUCCUGGCGUGCCGAUAGUAACAGCAAACAGACUCUGAGAGAAGUAGGUGCGGUGACAGGCCUGAUGAAAGCCGCUAUGGAAGGCCGCAAGGAAUCCACCCUCAAAUCAAUCCUAUCCGCUCUGUGGAACUUGUCGGCCCACUGCAGCACGAAUAAAGUGGAUAUCUGCGCUGUGGAUGGCGCUCUAGCCUUUCUUGUAGAUAUGCUAAGCUACAAGGCGCCGUCUAAGACGCUUGCGAUAGUCGAAAAUGCCGGUGGUAUUUUGAGAAACGUAUCGAGCCAUGUGGCAGUACGAGAGGAUUAUCGAACCAUUGUGAGAGAGAGGGGCUGUCUACAAGUUCUCCUGCAACAGUUAAAAUCGCCCAGUUUGACAGUAGUCAGUAAUGCCUGCGGAGCGCUCUGGAAUCUGUCCGCGCGAUGUACUCAGGAUCAACGUCUCCUUUGGGAUCUGGGUGCUGUACCGAUGUUACGCAGUCUCGUUCACUCCAAGCACAAAAUGAUUUCGAUGGGUUCUAGUGCAGCCUUAAAAAAUCUAUUGAGCGCUAGACCUGGUUGUAACAAUCUCGUCCACUUAGACUCUACCGCUCGAGGACUGGGACUGUCAACCUUGCCAAGCCUGGUCGCUCGCAGGCAGCGGGCUCUAGAGCAGGAAAUCGACCAGAAUCUGGCGGAAACGUGCGACAAUAUCGAGCCGAGCACAUCGCCAACCAAUAAAAACGAAAAAUUCACAUUCAAACUUGAUCAUAGCUUUCUUGGGAUCAAUACUCACAGAUUGCGCUCUUAUCAGUUGCACAGUCAGCCUAGCACGUCUACUAUCAAAUGCAAUGGAGUAGCCAGGAGCGAGAGUAGAGAUUCGAUGCGUUCUGUGACGAGCACCCAUUCCGACACUAUAUUCGAACGGGUAAAUCGUCAUGUUCUGAAUGGUAUAUCGCCCACCGAUUCGCAGAUCAAGCAACAAUCCUCAUCGUUGCAUUCUGCUAUCGGAUUCUGCAACAACGGUGUAUGUGGCGAUAUUCAUCCGAGAACCACUUCCUCCGAGAGAAAAUACACCCUGUGUUAUAAAAACGCAAUACCGGAACAAUUAAAACCUUCCGAUGUUUUCGGUUCGACAUUAAACAAGCUGAGAUGCACGAAUUCUACUAUAUCAUGGGCCACAGUGCCUAAUCAAGAACCCACUCAGAUCUCGUUACACUCUUCCAUCGAGAACAACAUAUCUCUGAUCGAUCAAAUGUCAUCCUUAUCCAAAGCUGAUAGUCAAUCUAGCGUGUCCGAGGAAGUUGAAGCGACUGUUCAUAUUAAAUUGGAUUAUCGAACAACCACAAAUGCAAUUGUCGACAAUUCAAAGCCAACCUCCGACUUGUCUGAUGUUCCUUCUAUGAAAGAAAGCACGAGAAAAGUCUUAUUGCGCCAACAUGACACGUUAAAUAGUGUUCAAAAAACAAUAUCGUCCGCAAUGAUCAUUCAAAGCCCGGACGAUAAUUUAUUCGGUGAUUAUGCUGAAACAGAUUUGGAUCAACCAACCGAUUAUAGUUUGCGGUAUGGCGAGCAAACUAUAGACGACGAGAAGCAAUCCGAUUUCUUCUCAGGCAAUGAUCAAGAACUUCAGCACGAAGAUACAAUCAAAACUUACUACACGGAGGGAACGCCGCGUGCAUCCUUGAACUCGUCCAGAGCCACUUCCGCUUCUGAUCUGCAGGAUGAUAGUCGUAUAAGGAGCUUGUCGAAAAAAUUACCAGAACGAUAUAAGGCAAGACAUGUAGAAGAUCAUAGUGAAUGCAAAGCGCCGUCCUUGACGAACGUACCAAAAAAUUUGAACAAUUUCGCCAAAUCGAAAAUGGAGUUGAAUUUACGAGAUGUAACACAUCUUACGGACGAUGAAAGUGCAAAUCGUUUGUUACCAUAUCUUGAAGAUCAAGGCAAGCAAAAAAAUCGAGAAGAUGCAAUUGUGCAAAGUCAAUCAAGUGUAAGAACGACGCCAAUUUCAAUGAUAUUAGGAAAUUCUGAAUAUGACGAUCAUAAUGGGGAAUCCAGCUCUAGGAUUAAUAGUCUUGAUCAAGUUAGCGACGGAGACGAGGAUGAUGAGGAUUUACUAGCUGCUUGUAUUAAUAUUGGAAUGCAAAAUAAUCGGCAUAGACAUUCCUUUAUAGGAAAUAAUCUCGAAAAACUUCCUCGAUUAGAAACUAAUCUGACUCGAUAUCAAACUAGUCUUGCUUUAAAUCAAGUCGAGCAUAAAGGAAUUGUAAUGUCCAAUAGUUCACCGUUUAAUGUAAAGUACAUAGAGUCUCAUGAAAACACAGCUGAAAACAUUUUGACAAAGAAGAAUAGAGAAGACAAGAAAGAUAAUAAUGAAAAACUAUCUAAAAAAAAUCUUCAAUUGGAAACAAUAACGACAAACAUGAAUAAUAUACAUAAUGAGAAAUCAAAUAACACUACGACCAUGAAAACAGUAAAUGGUAAUAAUUUCAGCAAUAAUUUCUCAGAAGAGGCAAUAUCUAUAUUACAGACAUCUAAUACAUCUUUAGAUAAAAACGUUUCCAAUGAUUUUGUCAUAAUUGAUGAACGUGGCAGAGAUCAAAAUAACUCCAUUAGAGUAGACGAAGCAAUAAUUGAUAAUGUUCGACUCACAGAUAUACCAUUUAUGAAGCAAUCAAAAGAUUCUGAAAGCAGCGAAUCGAUCGAUUCUGUCGAGCAGUCUGAACAUGCACUUUUAAAACUAUGUAUUCAAUCUGGUAUAAAAUCCGAAGGUAACAUCACAUUGAACCAAAGUAACGCAGAUUAUAUUAAAUCACAAUUAAAGCUAUACAACAAACAAAUGGACAUUAUAAAAGAAAAAAAUAAUGAUGAAACUGAGAUUGAAGAUAAUAUGAAUGGUAAACCGGAAACAACCUUUGAAAUCAUGAGAACCCUAGAUGUUCUUCAUCGUGACUGCAUAGAAAAACAUACAAAAGAAGAGACAUAUAGACGACAGAGAGAUCCCGAUGCUAUGAUUGCUUCAUUAGAUCGAUUGACUGCAACACUGGUUCAACAAACUGAAGCGAUACGUGAACGAGAUUCCGGUACAAUGAAACAGAGUCUAACGUGCGACACAUGGAAUGAAGAUUCGCCCAAUGACAUUUCCUUUCCCAGUAUCAGCAUGAGUGCACCGUUGGUUGCUUCAUUCAACAGCGACGCACAGGAAGAUCAGCGUACUACUAUAUCAGAAAAUACCGAGCAGAUUAACAUGACAGAGUCAAAAAUCAUCCAACGCGAGGCUAUCAAAUUAGCAGAAGCGGUGGACGCAGAGAUAAAUAACCAGAAUGAGCUCGAAACAACGAGUCUGAUAUCCAUCGAGGCGAUCAAACCGCCGUCCUCGAUGGGAAGUUUAUUUUCACUGACGGCAAGUUACGCUGGUACUGCUGAUAACAUUGAGACGUUGAUCAACCGAGAUAGGUGUUAUUCUACGUCGCUGCCACCGGCGCCAGUGAGAAAUUUCAAUGAUUCUCGUAACGUACGAAAGAAAUCCUUGCCAAUUGGCGUGGUAGCUAAGCGAGCAUUGGGUCAAGGUCAGAGCCACACGACUAGCUUGGAAAAUCUGCUGAACGAAUGCACCAGCUCACAUUUGGAGAAUGUCAAACCACCAUCCAUGAUGGACGAACUACCGGAUGUAGGUGAUAUGGAGAAUAGCAUGUUAAGCGUGGCUAGCAUUACAUCGGAGAUCGCGGAUUCGAAAGAACAAGACUCGCAUAAUUUGACUGGCAGCGAUCCAGUAGUGUUCGAAAUGCUGAAACCAGUUGCCAACGUGCUGUCCAUGACAUGCAUGCGUUAUGUCGAGGGUAUGCAAAACAGUACGAAUAACAGCCUGAGUGAAUAUUUGGAGAAUAUCAAUCCACCGUCCUUAUUCAAUGAGGUGACUGAAAUGGACGAAUCCACGAUGGAAGCAACUACCGACAUCAUGUGCAGCGACACUUUGUGUAUAGAUAUGGAGUUGCACACUGAUGAAGUAGUGCACUCGAUCGUAGCGGAGGUGAUUGAUGAAGCAGAGAACGAUACUGACGAGGCAGUCACGCCAAUCUCAUCCGAAAAUUGCGUCAGCAGUUCCGCUGAAUCGACGCCGAAGAAACGAUCACAUUCGAAAAGCUAUUUAACUCCGAAACAAAAACGAAACUUAGCGAAAGAGAGAUACAAGACAUAUACCAUUGCUGCAGAAAUCAUCAAGAAAAAAGAGGAAGAACGACGAAAACAAGACGAUAUUGUCAACGAUGCGGAUAAUAGAAUUCCAAAUAGAAAAUGUUCUCCUUUCUCGAAACUAACGCCAAAACAACGCAGGGCAGAGAAUAGAGCGAGAUUCCAGACACAAGUACUAGAGAAUCCUUUUCCGGAUCUGAACGUAGUUCAAACUAAUAAGACCAUUGAAGAGCUCAACGCUGUUGAGAAACAGGAAGUUAUAUUCCCCGUCAAGUCUUCAAUUCCUAUGCUUACGAAAUUGCCCGUGUGUAAAGCAAUGAGAAGGAAACACGGGGAUUCGCAAGAAAACAAGGAGAGAUAUCGUACAAGAACGUUGAACAAUUCAGAAACCGUCUUCAAAGAGAUCGAAUGCAAUUCUGAACAUCAAGCUUCGAUCAUUAAUAUAAUGGAAGAGGGGCAAGCAAGUGCGCAAGAAUACGUACAGGAGGAAAUUCAAAGCAUGCUAGAACAGAAUGCCACCAUGCUAAACACUCUAAAUGAAUCAAAUAAAACUAAUGAUUCAACCGCAAAUACUUUGCGUUGCGAGACUACUUUGGCAUUGAAUGAUUCCGAGUCAAAUCAUAAUCUAAGAAUACGUUUCGUAAAUGGACUUUCAAAAAAAUUAAUAAGUACACAAUACGAUAACGAUACCCAAAUUCCCAUGGCGAAUAUUGAUAAUGAGGAAUUGCAAAACGAGCAUAUAGAAAUCGCUUAUGAGAAUCUGAGCUUAACAAACCCAGUUGAUUCAGGCAGUGAUGAGGAAUUCAAUUGUGUUGAUAAAGGACAAGAACCAAAAAAGGCACGAAUAAUCAAGCCGUCAACGUUAGAUCGAGAUCCGAGUAUGGAUUCCACUGGGACAGAUAAAUCUGAGCCAGAAAGUCCAAAAGCUAUUCGAGGGCGAAGAAAGGCACUAUAUUCCAACCCAAUAACACGAAAGCCGACCCCACAAUCCUCGCCAUUGAAGCAAGUAAACCCUGUCAGCGGGAUACCAAUAGGCCGCAGCAAUACUUCACCUAUUGUUAGAGCUACUAGAGCUAUUAUUUUGCGAAAGAAUAAUAAUAGUACAAUAGUUGCUAUGAAGGACUCUCCGAAAUCUAAUACGAAGAGAACUUCGCUUUCUGCGGACGUAGAGAAGACACGAAAUUUAGCGACUGUUUCCAAAAGGGCCUCCAUACCUCAAAGGGGAUCCAUGUUAAUUUCCACUAAACCCACUAAGCGUCAUAGUACACCUCCGGCUUGCUCAUCGAACUAUCAAAACGAUAGCAAAUCGUCAGAAGUCCCAAUUAAGCUAUUAGAACGUCAAGGAACUUUUACAAAGGACGAGCCAGAGGUAGACAAUGCACCGACAGUGCAUUCCGCGUCAUCUUCCCCAAUAAAGACGAAGAUCGCCAAACCAAUUAGAGAUGUUUCAUCAAGGAUAUAUUCGGCAACGGGAAAAUCCAAAUCCGUUUCCAUGAAAACGCAACAAGAGUAUCAACCAAAAAUUAUGGUUAACAGUUCCAAAAAGAUACAAUCAUCUAAAGGAUUGUUAAUGGUAUCGAAAAAAAUAUCAUCUGGAAAAAUAGGUAUAUCAACAAAAAUUGUUAACGGUAAUGUGUUACAGAAUGACAAAACUGUGCGAAAGAUCAAUCCACUGACACAACGAUCUAAUAGUAAUUCCAGUAUAAUUUCUAAUUCACCUAUGAGCGUACAAAAUCGUAAGUUGGCGAAGGAGGCAACGAGUAAGAUUGCAAAUCUUUGGAAGAAGGUCGAGGAGAACAAGAAUAAGCAGCGUUUCGAGAAACCGGACACUAGGCAAUGGAUAAGGCCCACUAAUAGCGCCACCGAGGUAAACGUCGCAACCGCUGGCACGUUUAAUAAUCCACCAGCAUACAGACUAUUCCGCAGUUCCACGUUCGAGGGAAUUUCCCAGGAGGAUGGCAGUAACAGCGAGAUAUCCUACAAAUCCAAAUCCAACCAACAACCAGUUUUAGGCACGCAGAUAGAAUGUGACGGUCUCAAGUACAGGAAUUCUCGCGAUUUUACAGAUAUAAAUGCCUAUGAAGCGCCUUGCAAGAUACCAGUGAAAUCUUCUGUACAAGAAACGUACAAACGGGAAAUCACACAGUUGAGUGAUAUUCUAAUGAAGAAGCAACCGAGUGCUGACCUCGCAGCAGAAGCGGAUCUCACCAAAAGAAUAUCCAGACUUGGUUCCUUUAUUCGAGUGGACUCAAUGACAACAGCAGAGGACAGCAGUAGCGACAUGCGGAUGCCAGCUUCAGCAAUCGUAUCGCCUUUCAACUACAAUCCAAACUCAGACAUUCCAUCGCAAGCGGCCAAAACUAAAUCGAACGAGGAGCAGGGUAAAUUAGAAACGAUAGAUUGCUAUACAGAAAUAGCCACAGAAUCCACUCGGAUAACGACAGUAUAAUAGAAAGACGUACCUCUCCCUCUCCCCCCCGUAAACAAAACAUAAAUAAGUUCUGUAAUAAUCGUCUCUUUUUCCUGACUAGUCAUUGUGCAUAUUCGCUUGCUAUAAUAAUAAGUUUGCUCGCACAUUCGUCAUAUGUGAUAUGCACACAAAUAAAUAAUUUUAAUCUUUUUCUUCUUUGUCUCGUUACGUGGCGUGUACAAGUUCUUUUACUUUUUUUAUCCAGAAUAUAAAAUAGUUAUAAUAAUAUACCAUAAUCUUGUAUGCGAUGCCAACUUCUUCA
Molecule: messenger RNA, 9031 nt
Organism: Atta colombica
Lineage: Eukaryota; Metazoa; Arthropoda; Insecta; Hymenoptera; Formicidae
Exons: 8
Coding region: 358-8748 (2796 amino acids)
Biological process (GO): nervous system development; positive regulation of protein catabolic process; negative regulation of canonical Wnt signaling pathway
Cellular component (GO): cytoplasmic microtubule; beta-catenin destruction complex; catenin complex
Molecular function (GO): gamma-catenin binding; microtubule binding; beta-catenin binding
Source: RefSeq, a predicted model, not a curated record